Rhinichthys klamathensis goyatoka is the source of this 1825-nucleotide messenger RNA. It is a transcript of the gene hcls1, whose product is annotated as hematopoietic cell-specific Lyn substrate 1. The coding region runs from base 118 to 1680 and encodes 520 amino acids. Gene Ontology annotation, cellular component: plasma membrane; actin filament; site of polarized growth. NCBI's taxonomy places the organism in Eukaryota, Metazoa, Chordata, Actinopteri, Cypriniformes, Leuciscidae. The record is from RefSeq and is a predicted model, not a curated record. The transcript is spliced from 16 exons. Gene Ontology annotation, biological process: regulation of actin filament polymerization. Gene Ontology annotation, molecular function: actin filament binding.
CGCCUCUUGUGCACUACGCGCGGCGCGCAUUCGAGCGCAGGUCUGAUGCUGUUUAUCGCGCGCACUGAUACUACUGAUACUUAACGGACACAAAGCCAGGAAUAAAAGCACUAUAAAAUGUGGAAAGCUGUGGUGGGACAUGAUGUUAGUGUGAAGGUCGAAUCAGAGGGGGACGAUUGGGACACAGAUCCAAAUUUUGAGAAUGAUGUUUCAGAGCAGGAGCAGAGAUGGGGUGCUAGAACCAUAGAAGGAUCAGGCCGAAAAGAACACAUCAGCAUUGCAGAUCUCAGGCAGAAUGUGUCUCGGGAACAUGAGGUGGUUAAGAAGAAAGAGAUGGACCAGGGCCCUAAAGCCUCUUACGGCUACGGAGGGAAAUUUGGAGUUGAGAAAGACAGAAUGGACAAGGGUGCUUUAGGACACAACUAUGUGGCGGACGUAGAACAGCACUCAUCCCAGAAAGAUGGAGCAAAGGGUUUUGGGGGGAAAUAUGGUGUUCAGAAGGACCGUGUGGACAAGUCUGCCAUGAGCUAUGAGUAUAAGGGUGAGGUUCAGCAGCAUGCAUCUCAGAAAGAUUACGCUAAAGGUUUUGGUGGCAAGUACGGUGUACAGAAAGAGAGAGUUGACAAGGCUGCUUUGGGUUACGACUACAAAGGCGAGACUGAGAAACAUCAGUCACAGAAAGACUACUCAAAGGGCUUUGGAGGAAAAUACGGAGUGGAAAAAGAAAAGGUUGACAAGGCUGCUUUGGGUUACGACUAUAAAGGAGAAACGGAGAAACAUCAGUCACAGAAAGACUACUCAAAGGGCUUUGGGGGAAAAUACGGCGUGGAAAAAGAAAAGGUUGACAAGGCUGCUUUGGGUUACGACUACAAAGGAGAAACCGAGAAACAUCAGUCACAGAAAGACUAUGCAAAGGGUUUUGGAGGACGUUAUGGAGUCGAAGCAGAUCGCAUGGACAAGAGUGCAGCUUCCUUCAGUGAGAUGGAGUCACCAUCAUCAGCUUAUGAAAAGCCUCAAGCUUUCGAGGCCUCAACUGUUGGAGCUGGAAACCUUAAGGCUCGGUUUGAGAACAUGGCGAAGUCCUCGGAUGAAGAGAACAGGAAGAGAGCCGAGGAGGAGAGAGCCAGAAGACUCGCUAGAGAGAAGAGAGAACGUGAAGAGGCACAUCGCAAACAGGAGGAGAAGAGCGAGCAUGAAGAGGAGGAAGAGAAUCAGAGACCUCCAUCUGUGCCAGCACCCCGGAAUCCUCCAGAGGCGUUGUUCAGAAGACUGCCUGAAAUUCCCAGAGAUGAACCAGAGACAGAAGCUCAGGUGGAGGAGCAGCCGGACUAUGAGGAGCCGCCAUCUCUUCCGCCCCGCUCAGAUGACCUGAUUGAAGAGGAAGAGGAGGAGCAAACGUAUUCUGAAUGUAAUCCUGACCCCAUACCUCAGGACCAAGAUUAUGAGGAUAUUAGCUCAUGCACUCUCGCAGUUGCUGUUGAGAAUGAUUAUGAAGAUCUAAGUGGAGGGGGAAAUACAGCCAAAGCCAUUUAUGACUACCAAGGAGAGGCCAGUGAUGAGAUCUCCUUCAUGCCAGAUGACAUCAUCACUAACAUUGAGAUGGUGGAUGAGGGUUGGUGGAAAGGAACGUGUCAUGGUCGCACAGGCCUGUUUCCUUCCACCUUUGUGGAGCUUAUGUAGUUACUAAUAAUCAAUGAUCAAAUCUAUGUUUUUUAGCCACUUGCAGACAAUUCUCUUUUAUUUCAUUUUUCUGACAUACAAGUGCAAUAUACUAACAUGUUUUAAUGAGCCUGUAUCUAUUAACUGAACAACAUUUUCCUUUCAA